Messenger RNA from Entrophospora sp. SA101, 1149 nucleotides. The record is from the annotation of a GenBank genome assembly. Lineage: Eukaryota; Fungi; Glomeromycota; Glomeromycetes; Entrophosporales; Entrophosporaceae.
AUGAUUGAAUGGAUUAUACUUUGUGUGAUAUUAUACCUUUUACAUAAAACUAAUCCCACUAGUACCUCAUUUCACAAUUUUAUAUCAAAAAAAAAUGAAUCGUCAUCUUCCACCACUUCCACAAGUAAAGAAUUAUUUGGUUUUUUUAAGAAAAUAUUUAGUGAUCAACCAACAGUUCCAGAAUACACAAGAGAUGAUUAUGUUAUAUUUUCAAUCGUCAAUCUAAAAGAUGGCUCUGCAACUUAUUUGGGUGUUGGAGGUGUAUGGUUUGUAUUGAGUCAAAUAGAACUAAUCGAAACUGGAGGUAUUGGUGGUAGUGGUAAAGAAACAGCGGUCGAAUUAAAAUUUUUGGAAGGAUCUGCUAAUCAAGAAAAAGAAAACGCUAUUCAAGCUAAAGGAAAAAGAGAUUAUAAUUCAGCAGCAAAAUAUUAUAUAUCAGCAGCAAAAAAAUUUGAAAAAAUUAAUGAUAAUUAUAGUUUAUUGGAGGCUGCUGGUUGUUAUGAAGAUGCGUAUAAAUCAUUACAACAAACUAAACAGCCUGACAAAGCAAUUGAAAUGUUGGAGAAGGCAGCUUUGAUUUAUGAAAUCAAUGAUAGACAAAGUACACGUGCUGCUAGAAUAUAUGAACAGAUAGCUGAGCAAUAUAAAAAAUCUACGGUAAAUUCAUCAUUAAAAAAUUUAGGGAAAGCUUUAACUGCACAUGAAAAGGCUGCUGAACUUUUUGAAAGAGAAGGAGAUGGUCGUCAUUUGUAUUCUAUAAUUUCACAAGCAGAAGUAGCAGCAGAAAUUGGUUAUUAUGAUAAAUCAAUAUUACUAUUUGACAGUAUAAUGUUUACAGUGGCAAAUGAUAAUUUAUUACAGUAUAAAGCUACUGGAUUUGUAUAUUGCCAAUGUAUUUGUAUGAUUGGUUUGGGUGAUUGGAUUAGACUUGAAAAAUUUCUGGCUGACUCUAUUGAUCUAUAUCCUACUUUUGCUGAUAGUAGAGAAUGUAAAUUUAUCAAGGAAUUAAUUACAGCAAGAAAUAGUUUUGAUCCAUCAACUUUUGCAACUGCAUGUAAAAAUUUCGAUAAUUUUAGUAAAUUAUCACCAUGGCAAACUAACAUAUUACUUCAAGCUAAAAAAAGUUUGGAAACUGAAGAUUUGAAAUAA